AUGAGCUCAGUCUACGAUCCGCUCGGAAUGUUGUCGCCAGUCAUACUACCUGCAAGAAACAUCCUGCAAGAAUUGUGUAGACAAAGAACAGGCUGGGAUGACACCGUGCCAGAACACCUCGCACAACAAUGGACCAAGUGGACUGAAGAACUCAAACAGCUCACUGACUUUGAAGUAAUACGAUGCUUCAAGCCACCUGAAUUUGGCAAAGCUGUGCAGGCUCAAUUGCAUCACUUUUGUGACGCAUGUGAAACUGGCUACGGUACUGUCACAUACUUUGUCCAGAAGAAUAGCAGUAACCAUGUACACUGUUCAUUUGUCCUGGGGAAGGCCAGGGUCGCCCCUCUGAAACCAACUACCAUCCCGCGGUUGGAGCUGACGGCGGCUGCCUUAGCUGUGAAAGUGGAUGUUAUGCUGAAGAAGGAGCUUCAGUUGCCACUGACAGAAUCCAAGUUUUGGACAGACAGUACUGCAGUACUCAAGUACUUAGCCAAUGAGAACAUCAGGUUUAAGACCUUUGUUGCAAACGGGAUCGCCAUAAUCCUGCAAGCAUCAAACGUGCAUCAAUGGAGCUAUGUCAACACUAAGUUGAAUCCUGCCGAUUGCGCAUCAAGGGGUCAAGCCGUGAGCGCCUUCAUCAAGAACGACGUCUGGAUUGCUGGUCCUGGCUUCCUAUGUAAACCAGAAGGAGAGUGGCCAGUUAACCCCGAACUCCAAGAAGAGCUCAUGGCUGAGGAUCCUGAGGUGAAGAAAAGUAUUCUGGUUAAUGCUACCACAGUAGAAAGCACUGAUGCCAUGCAGCAAUUAAUCCACUACUUCUCUUCAUGGAUACGGCUCAAGAAGGCUGUAGCGUGGUUCACACGACUCAAGCACACCCUGUUGAAUCUGUCUAGGAAGAGAAAAGAGUUGAAAGGAUUGUGCAGUGAUGAACAACAGUUGAACAAGGAGAUGCUGAGCUACAAAAGGAGUCUCAAACAUACUCACCUUACCGUGGAUGACUUACAAAAAGCGGAGAUCGACAUCAUUGGUCAUUGCCAAAACAAUAGCUUCCAAGAGGAGAUAUCUGCACUCCAAAGGAAGGACUCCGUCAGGAAGAGUAGUCGACUCUUCAAACUCAAUCCACAGCUUGAGGAGGGAAUCCUUCGCGUUGGAGGGAGGCUUAGCCAAGCAUCCAUGCCAGCCGAAGCCAAGCAUCCAAUGAUCAUUCCCAAGAACCAUUACGUGGCAGACUUGAUUCUCCAGGAUGCACAUGAGUGCCUAGGGCACAGUGGACGUAAUCACGUCCUGUCUCACAUGCGCCAAAGCUUUUUGGAUCAUCGAUGCUCCCUCGUCAAUCCGAAGAAUGCUGUCUCGGUGUACUACCUGUCGAAGACAACAUGAUGCAUCAGGCACACAAAUGAUGGCACACUUACCAAGAAACCGAGUUCUACCUAACGAACCACCCUUCACCACAACUGGU
Molecule: messenger RNA, 1459 nt
Organism: Cyprinodon tularosa
Lineage: Eukaryota; Metazoa; Chordata; Actinopteri; Cyprinodontiformes; Cyprinodontidae
Exons: 1
Coding region: 1-1380 (459 amino acids)
Source: RefSeq, a predicted model, not a curated record